AUGGAGCAACGCUGGGCCCCAUACAAUGAACAGCGUUUGAAUCACCUCUUGUGGGCGGUGUCCAAACUUGGGGCACCUCGGGUGUUUCUCCAAGUGCUGGUGUUGAUCUUCUACACGGAAGGUCUUUUCAACUUGGACGAGGAAUUUCACUGGUUGGAGUUCUACGCAGGGACCGCCAACUGCACGGCAGCCAUGCGGCGUGCAGGUUUUACAUGUGGAAAGUUUGACAUCCUUUACUGUCCAAAACAGAAGCAGGGAUCCCGAAAGACCAACUGGCAUGAUAUGAUGACCCCAUCUGGAUUUGCAUUGGCGUUGGUCUUCUUGUUGAAGGCCAAGGUUGGCGACUGUAUCUCCUGGCUUGCAAUUGAAUGUUCCAGCUUUACCGCCGUCAACAGAGGAACAUCCAAGCGCAGUGCUUCAAAUUCUGUUGGAGAUACUUCAGCGCCUUCAGUCUUGCUGUCCAAUGGGAUGUUGGAAAGGACUAUAUUGCUUUUGAUGGUGUGUGCUGCGAAUUGCGGCGUUUGGAUUCUAGAACAGCCUGGAAAUUCCGUUCUGGAGUUUUAUCCGGCCUUUAUCCACUUCAUCAAAUGCCACUAUGACUACUUUGGGAACUGUGCUGUUCACCGGGUAGGUUGGUGGAUGUCGAUGUUUGGGGCUGCCACGCCGAAGCGUCAAUAUGCGUGGAGCAACAGUCGGGCCAUCAGAAAGUUGGAUGUGGGGUGGAAGAGGAUGAAGGCUAAGGUAAAAACUUGUGAGCACUACUACAACAAAGCUGGGAAAAAGUGCUGGAAAGGAACACGUUUUCUUAAGCAAACCCAGGAAUACCCAGUUCCCUUUGCCAACAACAUCGCUCAACUUCGUGGGGAACUCGUGUCUUCCCGGCCUUUUGACCCACUACCACCAAUGAGAUUGCCUACUGGCCCAGAAAUCUUGGAUGCCACACCAAAUGACCAACAGGGUCUUUUUGCCACGGCUGACCUGCCAGCAGUAUAUACAUAUUUGAGAAGGAGAAAAGGCUUAAAGCUUCCACCUCACUGGCAGCCCUACAUGCCUCAUGAGUUGCCUGAAACCAUACCUUUCCUGGAACAGGAAUUCUAG
This is a messenger RNA of Cladocopium goreaui, 1098 nucleotides long. NCBI's taxonomy places the organism in Eukaryota, Dinophyceae, Suessiales, Symbiodiniaceae. The record is from the annotation of a GenBank genome assembly.